Messenger RNA from Salarias fasciatus (jewelled blenny), 1032 nucleotides. Its product is annotated as protein FAM107B. The record is from RefSeq and is a predicted model, not a curated record. Bases 135 to 599 code for a protein of 154 amino acids. NCBI's taxonomy places the organism in Eukaryota, Metazoa, Chordata, Actinopteri, Blenniiformes, Blenniidae. The transcript has 5 exons.
GGACAGUGUGGCACACCUGUUCUUAUCAGCGUCACCGUGCACCUGCACAACCCUGAGCCUCCUCCUCAUCCUCUUCCUUCUUCUCUGGCCUUUUGUGACGGGCUGAGCAAACUUCAACAUCUCUGUUCUCUGCAAUGCGUCUCUACCAGAGCACACAGGUCUUACCAAAAAUGGGCCUUCAAAAUAGACGAGACAGAUAUCACUGCCUCGCUGCCUCACCUUGCCAGGGGACUGACAGUCAGCAGCAGCAGGAGGAUGAUGACCUGAUAAAACCCAGAAAGCUGCCAAAUCCCAUCCUGGCAUCUCGUCAGCACAGGGCGCUCCAUCAGGAGCUGAUUUUCUGCCACAGACGAGGUCUGCUGCCGAGAAGGAGGCCGGAGCUGCAGUGUGUCCUGGAGGUCAAACAGAAGGAGCGGCACAGGCAGAGGGAGCUCGCUCUCCAUCCACCCUCCGACCUGGAGGUGAAGCUGCGCUCAAGGCAGCAGAAGAUACUGAAAUAUGAGCUGGAGGAGAAGAAGAGGAGCGAGAGUCUGAAGAAUAUCCCAGAGUUUCUUUAUGUGAGACAAACUCUGAGGCACAUCCCUAAUUCUGUCAAGUGAGGAGCAAAGUAGAACUGUUUGAACGUGUCGUUCACGCUGUAAAAAUUAACAAGCAGGUGCAGCUGAAACAUGAUGUGCAAUCUGGCUGCUGGUAAGCUCAGAAACAGGAUUUUUUUUACACUUUUUAAGCUGAAAAUAACUUAGGGGGGUCAAAGGUGAGGCUUCAAAAACCGUAUGAACUACUUAUUUCAGGUUCAAGUACCAGCAAGACUUUACUGUGACACCAAAGAGAACAUAACUGGACAUAAAUCCUCGCUGUGAGGACUCAAAGCAGGCACGAAAUGAAGUUUUCCUCUGUGAGAGAGUUUAUCAGACAAUAUCUUAUUACUUUUUACUUUUAACUGUUUAGUCACAUUUUAAAUGCACUUUUUUUUUUUUUUUUUUUACAACUAACUUAGAAAAACAAAAUGGCAGAAGUCUAAAUAGAACUUGU